UCGUUCUCGGAAGCGGAACGGCGUUCCUUCUAGUGCUUCUAGCAAGCCAGUCCGCCUUUUAAUCCACGAUACCAUGAAGCACGUCCUUCGUCGCCGCGCACGUCCUUCCAGCAUCGCUCUGCCGGCCCUGGUGUCGCUGCUGGCGUCGGUGUGGUUGUUGCUGCUAAUGUCGACGCUUACCGAGGGUGCCAUCGGGGUCACGAAUCGUACAUCAGCCUUGGAGGAGGCCCGGCUCCAGCGGGAGAACAUGGUCAGGAAGUAUCUGAAGCGCUUGAAGAAGGAAGAAGGCGCCUUGAAGCUGGUCGGUGGACGGGGAGACUACGAAGGAAACGUGGAGAUCUUCCAUGCCGGCAAAUGGGGCGCAAUCUGUGAUGACGAGUGGGACGCGAGCGAAGCGGAAGUGGUCUGCCGUCAGUUGGGGUUCCCGGGACCGGUACGCGCUACCCACACCGGGUACUUUGGGCGAGCGAAGCGUAAAUUCUGGAUGGACAAUCUGUACUGUGGCGGCAAGGAGCAGGAACUGGGCGACUGUCACUUCGAUGGUUGGGGUACGAAUGACUGCGAGGCCAGUGAGGCGGCCGGAGUGAUCUGUAAGCAGCACGAGGAGGAUCAGGAUCGCUCGAUCACACCGAAACCGGUGCCGGUGGAGGCGUUGGUGCCGAAGGUGCGCCUAGGAAUGCGGCUCGAAGUUCGUCUCGUCGGUGGCCGAGCGGACGGUGAGGGAAGGGUGGAGGUGCGCGUGAUCGGUAAGGAAGGCGCUGGUCGGUGGGGUAGUGUGUGUGGUGAUGGGUGGGGGUUGCUCGAGGGUAAUGUGGUGUGCCGCGAGCUGGGACUCGGUUACGCCAACAACGCCGUCCAGACGGAUUUCUUCUCCGAGACCGACCGGCUUCCGGCGGUGCUACUGAGUGGUACGGAGUGUUACGGCAAUGAGAGUUCGUUGGCCGAUUGUCUGCAUGAUCCGGUUUGGAUGGAACCGGACGCAGUCGAUGGUGCACGCUGUAGCGAACGUCGUGGCCAUGUGGCAGCGGUCACUUGUGUACCGCUGAUGGCCGACCUGGCGUUUGAUCAUGUGGAGAUGGAACAGUCGCUCCAUCUCGAGGAUCGGCUCAUGUAUCUGCUGCAGUGUGCGAUGGAGGAGAACUGUGUGGCCUCGCAGGCGUACGAAAUCCAGCGUGACAACCCGAACUGGCAUCUGGAGACACGCCGGUUGCUCAAGUUCACGGCCCGGGUCGUUAAUACGGGGACGGCGGACUUUCGGCCGCACAUUCCGAAGCACCUGUGGGAGUGGCAUCUGUGCCACAUGCACUACCACAGUAUGGAGGUGUUUGCGACGUUCGAUGUGAUCGAUGCGAGUGGUCGGCGGGUGGCCGAGGGCCAUAAGGCAUCGUUCUGUCUGGAGGAUAACCAGUGUCUGCCCGGUAUUGAGCCACGGUACGCGUGUGCCAACUAUGGCGAUCAGGGUAUCUCGGUGAACUGUUCCGAUAUCUAUCGGCACAAUAUCGACUGUCAGUGGGUCGAUAUUAGCGAGCUGAACUUUGGCGAGUACAUGUUUAAGGUGUCCAUCAAUCCGGAGUUUAAGGUACCGGAGAUGAGCUUCGAGAAUAAUGCGGCCAGGUGUCGGCUCUUGUACACGCCGACCUUUGCCCGAGUGUACGACUGUGCGCUCGGUCGACCUUGAUAGACAACGGCGGUGAUGGGGGUUUCGUGAGGAGUUUAGCAUCGAUGGCCGAUACUCGAAUCGAUUAGAUAGAGUUACAGGCGGAAGAGUAGUAGCAGUAAGAAAAUAUGGUUAAAUAAGUAUAAGAAGCGACACGAAGAGCUCAGGAGCUCUGCUCAUUAACGAGACUCAUUCACGUGCAGCCGUCUAAUGGAGCCAUUGGUUCAUGGCAAUUAAUAAGGAUUACAGUGCUAGGGAAGGUCGGUGGCUAGGUGGACACCAAUAA
Anopheles aquasalis is the source of this 1943-nucleotide messenger RNA. RefSeq names its product Lysyl oxidase-like 2 (gene Loxl2). The record is from RefSeq and is a predicted model, not a curated record. Gene Ontology annotation, cellular component: membrane. Lineage: Eukaryota; Metazoa; Arthropoda; Insecta; Diptera; Culicidae. Gene Ontology annotation, biological process: peptidyl-lysine oxidation. Gene Ontology annotation, molecular function: copper ion binding; protein-lysine 6-oxidase activity.